AUGGGGCCAGCUGGCCCUGUGUCUGUUGAGCCACCCGGACCUCCGGGAGAAAAGGAAGCCAUGGGGCCAGCUGGGCCUCAGGGAAAGAACGGGCCGCCCGGACCAGUCGGGCCCCGAGGUCUGAAGGGACCCGUCGGGCCGCCUGGUCCAGUUGGGCCCCGAGGGCUGGAGGGACCCGUCGGGCCGCCUGGUCCAACAGGGAUGUCCCAGUAUCCAAUUCCUGCCGGACCGGCUGAACAUGCAGACCGCACGUAUCCGGGUGGAGCAAGCGACCGCCGUGCUUUCUGCAGCUUCAUCCGCUCCCACCGCUACUACUUGGCGGCCGGCAUUGUCGUGAUGCUGGGUCUAGUCGCUGUCGGGCUCACCCCUCUGACAUUCAUCAAUAAAAAGGAAAUAUCGGAACUGACCAUCACCUUUGACGCCUUGAAACGCGACCUGGACAACGAGCGGAACCAGAGUGCCGCCUUGGAGCAGCGUCUUCACGAGAUGAGCAAGACACCAGGCAAGUUGCAAUGA
Messenger RNA from Branchiostoma floridae (Florida lancelet), 516 nucleotides. Its product is annotated as collagen alpha-1(II) chain-like. The record is from RefSeq and is a predicted model, not a curated record. The coding region runs from base 1 to 516 and encodes 171 amino acids. The transcript has 3 exons. NCBI's taxonomy places the organism in Eukaryota, Metazoa, Chordata, Leptocardii, Amphioxiformes, Branchiostomatidae.